AUGGCGUUCUUUCGCGAGCUGUUGUUGUCGUUGGUGGAAGAUGAACCACAGCUGCAGAGGAGAUUCCUGGAUGUGACGGCGAACGGAAGUGGUGGCGAGGACGGUGUGGAGAUUGCCACGCUCCCGUUCUUGCUGCACAUCUUGUCGGUGGACGAGAAGCGGGAGAGAUUGAUGGCGGCCCGGGUCGCCACCGCAAUCCGGCAAGAUGAAGACGGUGGUGACGACGGCGAAGCGCAGGGCGAUUCCAUUCUGCACUACGCCGCGAGACGUGGCUACACAUUCUGGUGCGAUGCCCUUCUGCGGCGCGACGCCCUCCUCGACGAACCCAACUCUGCCCAAGCCUUCCCUCCUCUCUUCUACGGCGCGGCCCUGACCGUGGGCUCUCUGCACGCCGUGGAUGUGGCCCGCGACUUCAGCCGCGCCGAGAUCGUGGACUACCUCGAGACCUACCUCGCCACGUCGGGCGUGAAGCCCGGACAGAGCCAGGCGCUCGUCACGAUCCCGGGUGCGGCGGACGGUCCGGCCACUGCGCCGGGCCACAAGCGAGUGCUGACGAUCGGCAUUUGCGGGGCCACCUCCUCCGGCAAGAGCACCCUCGUGAAGCGGCUAGUCAAGCACUUCAACAUCGCCUCGUACGUGCGCUUCGACAACUUCUGGAAGAGCUACAACGAGUUGCCCCGGGAACAGGGCUACGUGCACGGCGAGUGCCCCGAGGCACUUCGCAUGGACGAGUUCGUGGCCUACCUUCGUGCGGCGCAGCACCGGAGCGAGGAGGACUGGACCGAGACCAGCGAACCGUUCAUCUUCGUCGACGGGUUCCUAUUGUUCUGCGACGUGAAAUACUUGCCGUUGUACGACAUCAAGAUCUUCAUCAACGUCUCAAAAGAGAAGUGCAAAGAACGGCGGUUUGGACGCGACCCAGGCACAUCAGAGGACUACUUUGAGCGGAUCAUUUGGCCCUCCUACUGCCAGUGGAACAGCCACCCGCUGGGGGUCUACGAGCAACGACGGCUGGCCUCGGACCACGGCGCCGGCAUUGCACCCAAAGAGCAACACGCGGUGGAGCACGACGGCAUUCUGUUCAUCAACGGCGAAGCCGACGUGGACGAGGUGUUCCGGAGCGCCCUCGACCACAUCAACUCCCGAAGGCAGGCCCAUCUCACAUCAUCAACUUGA
Molecule: messenger RNA, 1176 nt
Organism: Acanthamoeba castellanii str. Neff
Lineage: Eukaryota; Discosea; Longamoebia; Acanthamoebidae
Product: Nicotinamide riboside kinase 1 family protein
Exons: 8
Coding region: 1-1176 (391 amino acids)
Cellular component (GO): cytoplasm
Source: RefSeq, a predicted model, not a curated record